Uloborus diversus is the source of this 684-nucleotide messenger RNA. Its product is annotated as tigger transposable element-derived protein 2-like. The record is from RefSeq and is a predicted model, not a curated record. Gene Ontology annotation, cellular component: nucleus. The transcript has a single exon. The coding region runs from base 1 to 684 and encodes 227 amino acids. Gene Ontology annotation, molecular function: DNA binding. NCBI's taxonomy places the organism in Eukaryota, Metazoa, Arthropoda, Arachnida, Araneae, Uloboridae.
AUGAAUGGCGAAAUAAAGUGUCUAUUUUUGUCCCCAAAUGUGACAUCCCUCUGUCAGCCUAUGGACCAAGGUGUUAUAGAAUCUAUAAAACGUGUCUAUCGACGAAAGUUACUGACGGUUUUGAUUGCUGGAAUGGAUGAAGGAAAAAACGUUACAGAGACUCUAAAAAAAGUGGACAUGUUGGAUGAGGUGAUGUGGGUGGCCCAAGCGUGGGACGAUAUAAAACCAAUAACAAUGAUAAGGUCAUGGAGGAAGUUACCCAAACCAUCUGAUGAAUCUACGGGGGAGAAACCAGAGGAAGGUAGCAAUGAAACUUCCGCCGAAGACGAGAUUGCUGAACUGGUAAAGAACCUGCCGGGAUGUGAAAAAAUGAAGGAAGACGAUGUUAACGAGUGGUUGAGUGCAGACGAACAGAACGAAUUAACAGACGGCGAUAUAUUAAACAUAGUGUGCAAGAAUGAUGAUAAAAACUCAGACAGCGAAGGGGAUGAAAGCACUGACAAAAAUCCGGUCGUAAACGUAAUGAGCCAUUCAGAAGCUUUCAAGUCGUUCGAGGCUCUGCUGUCCUACGUUCAAAGUCAAGAAGAUACUUGUGCAAGUGACAUGAUGCUCUUAAAAAGGAUGAGAGACAUGACUUCAAAAAAAAAAACGUGUACAGUGUGGAAAGCAGCAGAAAAUAACUAA